Trichomonas vaginalis G3 is the source of this 590-nucleotide messenger RNA. Its product is annotated as protein of unknown function, DUF4106 family. Gene Ontology annotation, molecular function: hydrolase activity; DNA binding; ATP binding. The annotation marks the transcript as partial. Lineage: Eukaryota; Parabasalia; Trichomonadida; Trichomonadidae. The transcript has a single exon. The record is from RefSeq and is a predicted model, not a curated record.
AUGUUAGAAAAAAAGUUUGCUGACAUUGACAAGAAAUUUGAGAAUGUUUUGAAGAAGAACAAGAGGAAGUUAGAAAAUGCUCAGAUAAAACCCAUACAUGACAAGUUCCUAUUUGCUCAGAAUGGUAUAACAGGUCUAAUUGCACCACCUGGGUCGGGUAAGACUUUCACUUAUCUUAAAAUGGCUGCACAACAACAAGAACUAGAUGAGAAGAACCCAUUCUAUGAGUUAGUAGUCAUUUGUAGUACUUCUGGUCAAUUUGACCAAACCGUAAAUUCGUUCAAAGAUAUUAUAAAAAAGUCUAAGUUAGUAUGUAUAAAGGAUACUGAGUUGUUAGAUUGGAUAAAGAAGUACCAAAGAAGAGUUUUGAAGUAUAAUGCUAUAAAUGAGUAUAUAAAUUCGAAGUUUAAAGACCCAAAUGAGGAAAUGCAGAGAAUAUUAGAGAAGAAACACUUCAGAAACAAACAGAAAGAGAUAGAAUACAUUUCGAAGAAAUUGCAAUCUUACGAUUGGAAGACUUACCCUCAUAGAUGUCUUCUUAUAUUAGAUGACUUUGCUUCUCAUCCUUUGUUAAAGAACAGAGAACAAGA